Messenger RNA from Iphiclides podalirius (scarce swallowtail), 2211 nucleotides. Lineage: Eukaryota; Metazoa; Arthropoda; Insecta; Lepidoptera; Papilionidae. The record is from the annotation of a GenBank genome assembly.
AUGGGUCGCAAAGUGGUGGUAGCGGUUUGCACUUUGAACCAGUGGGCACUAGACUUCGAGGGGAAUCUGAGCCGAAUACUGCAGUCAGUCCAGGAGGCUAAGGAGCUGGGCGCAACGUACAGGACCGGCCCCGAACUGGAAAUAUGCGGCUACAGCUGCGAGGACCACUUCCACGAGCCGGACACGUUCCUGCACAGCUGGCAAGUCCUCGCCGAGCUGCUCAAGUCCUCGACCUGCAAGGACAUGCUGAUUGACGUCGGCAUGCCGGUGCAGCACAGGAACGUCUCCUACAACUGCCGCGUGGCGUUCCUCAACAAGAGGAUCCUGCUCAUCAGGCCCAAGAUGAUGCUCUGCGAAGACGGAAACUACAGGGAGACCCGCUGGUUCUCCCCGUGGACGAAGGAAAGACAAGUGGAGGAUUAUUACUUGCCACGAAUGAUAACGGCGAUCACAAAUCAAACUACUGUGCCAAUUGGUGACGCGGUAAUAGCGACAAAGGACACUUGCAUCGGAUUUGAAAUCUGUGAAGAGCUUUGGAAUCCUCAAAGCCGGCACGUGCCCCUGGGCCUGGACGGCGUCGAGAUCGUAUCGAACGGCUCCGGCAGCUACAUGGAGCUGAGGAAGGCGUACGUCACCGUGGACCUGGUGAAGAGCGCCACCUUCAAGAGCGGCGGCGCCUACCUCUUCAGCAACCUGAGGGGCUGCGACGGCCAGCGGAUAUACUUCAACGGCUGCUCCUGCGUGGCGGUCAACGGGGAGAUAGUCGCGCGCGGCCUGCAGUUCGCACUGCACGACGUGGAGGUGGUGGCGGCCACAAUCGACCUGGAAGACAUCCGCUCGUACCGCAGCCAGCUGCGCUCGCGCUCGCACUUGGCCGCCUCCAGCGCCCCCUUCCCCCGCAUCGACGCGGACUUCGCCCUCUCGGAGGGCGACGAACCCCACCUGGUCGCCAGCCCCCCCCUCGACUGGAAGUACCUCACGCCGGAGGAGGAGAUCGAGCUUGGUCCGGCGUGCUGGCUUUGGGACUACCUUCGGAGGUCAGGUCAGGGCGGCUUCUUCCUUCCCCUCAGCGGCGGCGUGGACUCUACCAGCACCGCUUGCAUAGUGUUCUCAAUGUGCACGCAAAUAUGUGAUGCCGUCCAAAAGGGAGAGAGCCAAGUGCUGUACGACGUGAGGAAAAUACUCUGCCAGGCGGACUACACGCCUUCAGAUCCGAUGGAGCUGUGCAACAGGCUGCUGGUCACGUGCUACAUGGCCACGGAGAACUCCAGCCAGGAGACGAAGCAGAGAGCGUCGCAGCUGGCCAGCGAGAUCGGCAGCUACCACUUCCCGAUAGUGAUAGACGCGGCGGUGAGCGCCGUAGUGGGGAUAUUCACCACGGCGACCAAUUUCGUGCCGAAGUUCAGGUCGAAGGGCGGCUGCCCCCGCCAGAACCUAGCCCUGCAGAACAUACAGGCGCGCCUCCGCAUGGUGCUGUCGUACCUGUUCGCGCAGCUGGUGCUGUGGGUGCGCGGCCGGCCGGGCGGGCUGCUGGUGCUGGGCUCGUCGAACGUGGACGAGGCGCUGCGCGGCUACGUCACCAAGUACGACUGCUCCAGCGCCGACGUGAACCCCAUCGGCGGCGUGUCCAAGACGGACCUCAAGGCGUUCCUGCACUACGCCAAGAACAGAUUCUUCCUGCCUUCGCUGUCCGAGAUACUGCAGGCGCCGCCCACCGCCGAGCUGGAGCCGCUGACCGACGGCCAGAUUACGCAGACCGAUGAGCAGGACAUGGGGAUGACGUACGCGGAGCUCUCCGAGUUCGGCCGCCUGCGGAAGACCCACCACUGCGGCCCCUACAGCAUGUUCCAGAAGCUGGUGCACGCGUGGAGCGACAAGUGCACACCGCAAGAGGUGGCGGAGAAGGUGAAGCACUUCUUCCGCUGCUACGCGAUCAACAGGCACAAGAUGACCGUCCUCACGCCGAGCUACCACGCGGAGACGUACAGCCCGGACGACAACCGCUUCGACCACCGGCCCUUCCUCUACCGCGUGCACUGGAACUGGCAGUUCAGGGCCAUCGACGAGGCCGUAAGUCAGAUGACGAAGGACAAGAGGUCCAGUGCAGAUCGAACUCAGCAGAAACAGGACCCUAUGGGCAGCAACAACUCCAUUGCCUCGAACCUUUCUGCACCUUUCAACAUGCGUAGAGACAGGAAAGGGGUGCUUAUA